Messenger RNA from Branchiostoma floridae (Florida lancelet), 1970 nucleotides. RefSeq names its product C-reactive protein 1.1-like. The coding region runs from base 172 to 1404 and encodes 410 amino acids. The record is from RefSeq and is a predicted model, not a curated record. NCBI's taxonomy places the organism in Eukaryota, Metazoa, Chordata, Leptocardii, Amphioxiformes, Branchiostomatidae. The transcript is spliced from 10 exons.
UAGGCACUGACGUGGACUAAUGAGAAGAGUCCAGAAGGUCGCCACAUACAACGGUUUGUACUGGUCACCUCGGCACAUUUCACCUGGGUCUCCGGACUAAGACGGACAACUAGCACUUUUAACAGAAGACAGAGCGGGUUAUCAUUUGACGAGUAUUUACAACAAAUAAAUAUGCCGUGGAACGUGCUGCUACUCACCGCCAUGGCGCUCGCUGCCGUUCAACACAGAACGGAAGCCGCAGUACUGGGGGAGUCACGGAAGCUGAUCUUCCCCGAACUACGCACUGUAAGUAACUACGCCCGACUGGACACCGCGCUGGCACAGGACCUCACCAGCUUCACUCUCUGUGUGCAAAUGCGCUCUGACGUGCCAUACAGCCUGAUCAACUACUACCAGAUGGGGAUAGUCAGCUACGCAGUGCCGAGCAAUCACAACGAGCUACUAUUGUUCAUUGAAAAGGGUUUUAACUUGUAUAUGUAUGACUACAUCUUGAUGGCUAACCCGGCCUCCCCAUGGGACGGAGAGUGGCACACCGUCUGCACCACCUGGCGUAGCAGCGACGGUGCCUGGCAGUUCUACGUCGACGGCGCACUGACGGCCUCCGCCUCAGGGUUCUUGGUUGGAGGUAGAGUCCGCACGGGUGGUAUGUGGAUUCUCGGACAGGACCAAGACAACGUCGGGGGAGGAUUCGCCGCGCACCAGGCCUUCAGUGGAGAGAUGUCGCAGGUGAACCUCUGGGACCGCGUGCUGUCUGCGGAUGAGAUAGGUGCGGACUGUAACCACCAUGGUAACGUGAUUGACUGGGACACGACCAACAUCGAAAUCUUCGGCCAGGUCACCACUGCUGAGUAUCGCUGUCGGCUUCCUUGCACCGCUGACAUUGUUCUCGUACUCGACGUUUCUUCGAGCAUCUCGCGGGACCAGUUCGUCCUCGCCCGGGACUUCAUGAUGUCUUUCGUUGAAUGUGCAGCUUUGCGAGACCAGGAUAUUUGGAUUGGAGUCAUGCAAUACACCUGUGAAGCUUCCACCUACAUCGCCCUGGGACAAUAUGCACUGGGCAGUGUUCAGUUGGGACCAGCCAUCCACUACAUAAUGUACCAGGGAGGCGAGACCCGCACAGGCGAGGCAAUCCGCAAAAUGAGGAGUACGUCUGGUUGGAGAGACGAGCUGGAGAUUCCUCGGGCAGCGGUGAUUCUGACAGACGGACAGACGACUGAUGACUACGCUAAUGAAGCCGAAGCCGCGCGGAAUGCAGGUGUUGCCCUGUACAGCGUGUCUGUGGGGUUCCCGGCUCUUAUAAACAACGCUGCGCUGGCAACUAUCACCAACGAUAACGGCCGCGUGUUCGCCGUCAACCAACCCUGCGAUGCUGCGGACAAAAUCGUGGCCGACCUGUGUGGGUGAAGAAAUAAAGAGAAAUCUGGGCCGUAUGACCUGACCUGACCUGACCUGACCUGACCUAACCUGAACGUUCCUGUGACCCUCAACUGGCAAACGGACAUCCUGUAAUCUCCAAACAGAUGUUUGGGGUUACAUAUCCUCACAUAUUCUCUUUAAUCAUCUUUGUUGAAACGGGCAAUAACGGGGCAUUCGUAAAAUAUCUUGACUCUUUCUCCCAACAUCUGCUUGGAGAUCAGACAUUUGAAAUUUUUGUUCGAGAACAUACAUCUCACACCCUAGAGGUCUGAUACUAUCUGAGAACUUUGGCGAUAUCAGAAGUUCUAUCUCAACCGAAAAGCAUUGACAUCUCCUCAAUGGCCAAUUCAAAACACCAAAUAAAAAUAAACCUGCUUCCUUUCUUGUGCUGAUCCUGAAAGUUAAUAUCAAACUUGACACUUCCUCUGGAAAACAGGACAUUGUUUGAAAAAAAAAAUAGAGAAGAGUGACAAAUUUGGAAUUCAUCUGCGAAAAAAGUUACCAUUUUCCAUUGUUUUUGACAUAGAAUGUUAUCCUACUUACCAAUACUGAAU